UUGGUAUAUAAAAUGCCCACAAUUGAUCAUCUGGAGGUGGAACACCAAAUACAGUGGCUUGACAGGCAAGAAAGCUCAACUCUUCUUCCAUUUCUAGGGUUUUGUGAUUUCGGGGAUUCUAAAAAUGGACCAUCUCAAUCAACCUCAUUCCAUGGGCACCACCAUCAUCGGCGUCACCUACAACGGAGGCGUCGUUCUUGGCGCCGAUUCUCGAACUAGCACCGGAGUUUAUGUUGCGAAUCGAGCAUCCGACAAGAUCACGCAGCUGACUGAUAAUGUCUACUUGUGUCGUUCUGGAUCGGCGGCAGAUUCUCAAAUUUUAUCUGAUUAUGUGCGUUACUAUCUCCAUCAGCACACUAUACAGCUUGGGCAACCUGCCACUGUCAAGGUUGCUGCAAACCUUGUCAGGUUAAUAUCAUACAAUAAUAAGAAUAUGCUACAAACUGGUCUGAUUGUUGGUGGAUGGGACAAGCAUGAGGGAGGUAAAAUAUAUGGAGUGCCUCUUGGAGGGACAAUUUUGGAGCAGCCUUUUGCCAUUGGAGGAUCUGGAUCCAGUUAUCUGUAUGGUUUCUUUGAUCAAGAAUGGAAGGAAGGGAUGACGAAAGAUGAGGCUGAGAAAUUGGUAGUGAAGGCUGUUUCUCUUGCUAUUGCUCGAGAUGGUGCAAGUGGUGGUGUUGUUCGAACUGUCACUAUAAACUCAGAGGGGGUGACGAAAAACUUCUACCCUGGUGACACCCUUCCAUUGUGGCACGAGGAACUGGAGCCCCAGAACUCUCUGCUGGACAUUUUAUCAUCAUCCAGUCCUGAGCCAAUGGUCUCUUGAGGAGAGACUUUUAUUUGGAAUGUUGUGCAUGGAUUGUAUUUCUUAUAGCUGGCAUCUGGAAGUUGUUUGGAAUUAUCAGGAAACUAUCUAUCUGUCUGGAAAAUUUACUUGUUUACAGUUACAUUGAUUUCUGAUUAAAGAAAUUGACUGGAAAGCUCAGCUAUAGUCAUUUGGUAUGUAUUAUCUUCCUUUGGCAACCAA
Vitis vinifera (wine grape) is the source of this 1024-nucleotide messenger RNA. Its product is annotated as proteasome subunit beta type-6. Gene Ontology annotation, cellular component: proteasome core complex. Bases 125 to 823 code for a protein of 232 amino acids. The transcript has 8 exons. Gene Ontology annotation, molecular function: threonine-type endopeptidase activity. NCBI's taxonomy places the organism in Eukaryota, Viridiplantae, Streptophyta, Magnoliopsida, Vitales, Vitaceae. The record is from RefSeq and is a predicted model, not a curated record.